UGCAACCCAGGAAAGGAUUUGCAACCUUGAUUACUCUCACUAUAUACUCAAUUCUAGCAUUGUUAUCAACCCUAAUGAACUUCCAUUAAUUUGUUCUGGUUGAAUUACUUGUUUUGCAGACUGUGACGUCGUUUGAAAGAGUGUUGACUUAGACAGCAAGAAUGCUUCUAAGAAACGAUUACACCAAAGCCCUGGAGGAGAAGAAGAAGAGAAGAUAUCAUAAACAUGGGCGUUCAAGUUCAUAUUCCGCCAUUAAUAAUUUGGCAUCGAAAAUCGGUUCGUUACUCAAGAAGACAUGCCGGAGCAGUAAGCUUGAGUACCACGAUUAUCAGCGGCUUGUGGAGUCUCGUCAUGAUCAGGCGGACGAUGCCAGAACCAUUGAUAAAUCCCCAGGAAUGUACGUGCCCGUUUACGUCGACAAAGAGGCUAAGAGCAUCCAGGCCAUGGAUAUAUUGUUGGAGCUUUGGAGCUUUGAACGGGAUUGACCAACCAAACUGUUUUAUUGAAGUCGGUUGAGACAGGAAUAUUGAUCCGAUCAUGCAACCACAAGAUCAUGAAGAGGCGAAAGAAUCUGGUCUGUGUUUUAAUUAGAGUUAAAAGUGUCAUUUAUUUAAUUUCCUUUUGGUUUACUAGAGUCAACUGUCAA
Theobroma cacao (cacao) is the source of this 646-nucleotide messenger RNA. Lineage: Eukaryota; Viridiplantae; Streptophyta; Magnoliopsida; Malvales; Malvaceae. The record is from RefSeq and is a predicted model, not a curated record.